This is a messenger RNA of Centruroides sculpturatus (bark scorpion), 1019 nucleotides long. RefSeq lists its product as uncharacterized. The transcript has 8 exons. The record is from RefSeq and is a predicted model, not a curated record. NCBI's taxonomy places the organism in Eukaryota, Metazoa, Arthropoda, Arachnida, Scorpiones, Buthidae. Bases 214 to 879 code for a protein of 221 amino acids.
AAAUUAUACGUAUUUAUAUCGCCACACCACUUUGGAUAUUAUCCGUAUUUUUUAUUAAAGUAACCUAUUUAUAUCUGGUUUAAGUCGUUUUUACGGCUAAACGCGCCAAUUAAUCAAAUAUAAUUCCGUAAAUCGUCCGCAACGCGUCGAUAAUAACCGUCGUCUUCGGUUUCCGCCUUAAUCUAAAGUCCGGGACGUAAGUGCGACGUCGUCAUGCGCGGUCGAACGACCCGUGGCUGCUGUUGUUUUAACACCGAGAAGGGUUCGGUAGCCGUCGGUAUUUACACCGCGGUGAUAUCGUCGGCGGCCGUGGUUAACGUUUCCUGCGCGUUUUGUCAGUCCAGCCGGAUCUUUAAGAGUUACCCACUCCCGCCGGACUACGAAUCGACAGACGCACAAUAUGGAAAAUGGCAGAGAGGCUUUUUAAUGGGAAUUCUGAUUUUUCAUAUUAUUUGGUUUUUAAGCAGUUUGCUUUUAAUUUACGGCGCUAUAAAGGUAUAUUUCGCGGCCAAGAUACUCUUAUACUGUUACAUCAUCGCCACGUACGAAGACGACGAAGAAUUUCUGAAAGACAAAAGUCCUUACGACGUAAAAGGGAUUAAAGCCACCAUAGCCGUACAGUUGAUGGUUUACGUAUUUUCCUUCCUGUUCAGCGUGCUCAUGGUAUUAGGAGUGAAACUGGAAGACCACGAAUUAAUACGUCCCUGGUUAAUAAUGGCAUUUCUCUACCUGACCGUACGAGUGGUUCCGGUCGUUUACGGCCUUUAUCGAGGUCACGCGACUCUGGCGGCAGUCGACUGGGUGGACCCGUUAUUAUCGGCUCUUUCCUUCGUUUGCGUCUAUUCCGUUUACAAAGAUAUCGAAGAAUACGGUUAUUGAAACGCCUGUCGUCGUCUUCUCCACCCCGACGGGCGGAAACCUCGGCCUAAUAAAUUUGUAAAGAUAUUUUAAAAAUAAAUUUACUUAGAUUACGACUUAAGUCUUCCGCCUGGUCCCCUCCGUAUAUUUUUUUGGUUCGA